Messenger RNA from Vitis vinifera (wine grape), 1926 nucleotides. RefSeq lists its product as uncharacterized. The transcript is spliced from 6 exons. Lineage: Eukaryota; Viridiplantae; Streptophyta; Magnoliopsida; Vitales; Vitaceae. The record is from RefSeq and is a predicted model, not a curated record. Bases 182 to 1576 code for a protein of 464 amino acids. Gene Ontology annotation, molecular function: nucleic acid binding; zinc ion binding.
CCAUUCUAAAAAGUAAAACGAAAAACAAGCCCUAGCCGUGGUGGUCUUCAUCGUUCAAGCCCUCACUCUCUCUCGCCGCUGUCGCUCCUCGGGUAAUCUCUUUCUCUCGAUUCUUCUAUGUUCUUCGAUUGCAGAUUACGGAUUCAAUCCAAUCCAAUUUUCAACUGACGGUUUUCAUUGGAUGGCGAAAAGACCAGAACCAGACGAUGAUGAUUUUAGCGAAAUUUAUAAGGAAUAUACUGGUCCUCCUCGAUCUACCACCAGCAAUGUACAAGAUAAAGCGAAAACAAGCAAAAGGUCUCAUGCAAGUUCUGAUGAGGAAGAGGAACCUCGUGACCCCAAUGCUGUCCCAACAGAUUUCACCAGUAGGGAAGCUAAGGUUUGGGAGGCUAAGUCUAAAGCUACAGAGAGGAACUGGAAGAAAAGAAAGGAAGAAGAAAUGAUCUGCAAAAUAUGUGGCGAAUCAGGCCACUUUACUCAGGGAUGCCCAUCUACUCUUGGAGCAAACCGCAAGUCUCAAGAUUUCUUUGAAAGGGUUCCUGCAAGAGAAAAGCAUGUGAAGGCGCUUUUCACAGAGAAAGUGAUACACAAGAUUGAAAAGGACAUUGGCUGUAAAAUUAAAAUGGAGGAGAAAUUUAUAAUUGUUAGUGGCAAGGAUAGGCUAAUUUUGGCAAAAGGCAUCGAUGCAGUGCACAAAGUGAUUAAGGAGGAGGGUAAUAAAAAGGCUUCGUCUACUUCUCACAUGAAUAGGUCUAGGUCACCUGAGCGGAGCCCUGUUGGCCCUCGGUUUGGACGCUCUGAAUCCCAAAAAUCUCAUCCUAGUCCACAAAAUAUAGCACAGUUCCAACAGAGAUUUGGCAGGCAAGAGAGAGUUGUGGAAGACCGUAUUCGUGACGAUAUGCAGAAACUGUCAAGAGGUUCCCCACAAGCUUAUGGUAAUGAUGGAGCUAGAGGUCGUUCAAGCCAUUCAAAAUCUCCAGCUCAGCCCCCUUACACGGGCAGUUCAUAUAAUUCAUAUGAUGGACAUAAUCAGAGUGUGGGGGUCUACAGAAAUGAUGGGUGGGAUACUGAGAGACGAGGAUCUGAUAUGCAAUCUGGCCGUAAGUUUGAAUACCCUGCCGCCCCACAGACAUUAGAGGAGUUAGAGUUGGAAUAUAAGAGGGAGGCAAUGGAUCUUGGAAGAAUUCGUGAUAAAGAAGAAGAUGAAGAAAAUUAUAAGCAUCGUGAGGCUGUUAGGGAAAUGAGAGAGAAUUACAUGAAGAAACUAGCUAUCUUAAGGGGCACGCAUGCAAAGCAAUGGGAGGAAUUUCUUCAACUUGAUGCUGAAAGGCAACACCAACGGGCACGUCAACAGAUGUCCAGUUCAGGUUUUGGUGGCUAUAAGCAGGCCAGUUAUUCUGAUUAUGAUGGUUCCUCUGCCAAUCCUCAUUAUGCUGGAGCCAAUAUACCUAUGGAUUCAAGGGGCAGGUACCCGAACCCUGUGGAAAACUAUCCUCCUUCAAGGCCUCAUGAUACUUACAGUGAGUUUCAGCGUCAAAGGAGAGAAGAUUUUGGGAAAGCUUACCACCGAUACUAAAUUGGUAUUUUGGAAUUAAGUUUGGGUCCAGAUCUUGAUUGGGUACGAGUAAUGCACAGGGGAGCCCCAAAUUUAGGUAUGCUCAGUUAUGUUUUUGGGCUUAUGAAAGAAAAUGACAAACAUCAAAUUCUGUUGGUACAGUUCUUUCCUUCUCAAUUUGGUGUUCUUUUGUUCAAAUUUCAUUGCAGACAAAUGAUUUUAGCUUAUUUGUUAGGCUAGUAUUGUUUUAAAGUUACAACUUUGUUAGUCGUGGAGAUUUCACAUCAAUUAUCAGAGUAGGACCAAAGACACUGCUCAUUGGUUUGGAGUACUAAUGGUUGAAUUCAAGGUUAAUUGUUUGUUUUUUCUUC